Molecule: messenger RNA, 969 nt
Organism: Myotis brandtii (Brandt's bat)
Lineage: Eukaryota; Metazoa; Chordata; Mammalia; Chiroptera; Vespertilionidae
Product: olfactory receptor 7A17-like
Exons: 1
Coding region: 1-969 (322 amino acids)
Biological process (GO): G protein-coupled receptor signaling pathway
Cellular component (GO): membrane
Molecular function (GO): G protein-coupled receptor activity; olfactory receptor activity
Source: RefSeq, a predicted model, not a curated record
AUGGAACUAGGGAACCUCACAGGAUUUUCAGGAUUUUUUCUUCUGGGGUUAUCAGAAAAACCAGCACUGCAGCCCCUUAUAUUUGGGCUUUUCCUCUCCAUGUACCUGAUCACUGUGUUGGGAAACCUGCUCAUCAUCCUGGCUGUCAGCUCUGACUCCCACCUCCACACGCCCAUGUACUUCUUCCUCUCCAACCUGUCCUUGGUAGACAUCUGUGUCGCCUCGACCACCAUCCCAAAGAUGCUGUGGAACAUCCAGACACAGAGCAAAGUCAUCACCUAUGCAGGCUGCAUCACACAGAUGUAUUUUUUCAUAUUCUCUGGAGGACUGGAUGACUUCCUGCUAGCCGUGAUGGCCUAUGACAGGUAUGUGGCCAUCUGCCACCCCCUGCACUAUAUGGUCAUCAUGAACUCCCGGCUCUGUGGACUGCUGGUUCUGAUGUCCUGGAUCAUGAGUGCCCUGAAUUCCUUGGUACAAACCUUAAUAGUGUUGCAACUGUCCUUCUGUACAGACUUUGAAAUCCCCCACUUUUUCUGUGAAAUCAAACAGAUGGUCCAACUUGCCUGUUCCGACACCUUUCUUAAUAACAUGGUGAUGUAUUUUGUAGCUGUGCUCCUGGGUGGUGGUCCCCUUGCUGGUAUCCUUUACUCUUACUCUAAGAUAGUGUCCUCCAUACGUGCAAUCCCAUCAGCUCAGGGGAAGUAUAAAGCAUUUUCUACGUGUGCCUCUCACCUCUCGGUUGUCUCCUUAUUUUAUGGUACGAUCCUAGGCGUGUACCUCAGCUCUGCUGCUACUCAGAGCUCAUACUCAAAUGAAACAGCCUCAGUGAUGUACACUGUGGUCACACCCAUGCUGAACCCCUUUAUCUACAGUCUCAGGAACAAUGACAUAAAGAGGGCUCUGAAAAGACUUGUUGGGAUGGUAGCUGUAAAAGUACCAAUUAUUCUAGGGCUGAAGAAAUGCACAUGA